AUAGCGCGGCUGUGGGCGGGGGAGGCAGCCCUGCCGCGGCUGCAGACCGAGCCGAAGGUGGCGGCUGCACAGUAGACGCCCCCUCACGGCUUUCCCCACACGCUCCCGCCCCUUUUCUCGCCGGUCACGCCUCCCUCACCGGCGCUGCAGUCGUCCUCCACAGACGCUUUCCCCCCAGACUCUUAUUCCCUUUUUCUCUAAGCUCCGCGCCCUCGGGAUCCCCCUCGAAGAACUUGGUCUCCGCAUCGAGUUCCCACCUCCUGCCUCAAAGGCCAUCCGAGUCCCUCGCACCCCGCCCCUCAGCCCCCCGGUCUCCCCCGUGUGUUGCUUGGCUCCCUCCCGACCCCCAUCACCCCUUCCCUCGCAGUUCCCCUGUCCUGAGGGGCUCCGCGGCACGGGCGGCGCUGCGGCGGCAGGAGGGAGAAAGUGAAGUGGCCGCUCGCGCACACUCGCGCGCUCACUCCCGGCUCAGCGGCACCCACCACCGGGAGGAGUAGGAGAAGGAGCCGAGUGGAGCUGAGCGAGAGCGGAAGUAGCUGCUGCUGGUGGUGACAAUGUCAAAUAACGGCCUAGACAUUCAAGACAAACCCCCAGCCCCUCCGAUGAGAAAUACCAGCACCAUGAUUGGAGCCGGCAGCAAAGAUGCUGGAACCCUAAACCAUGGUUCUAAACCUCUGCCUCCAAACCCAGAAGAGAAGAAAAAGAAGGACCGAUUUUACAGAUCCAUCUUACCUGGAGAUAAAACAAAUAAAAAGAAAGAGAAAGAGCGGCCAGAGAUUUCUCUUCCUUCAGAUUUUGAACACACAAUUCAUGUCGGUUUUGAUGCUGUCACAGGGGAGUUUACGGGAAUGCCAGAGCAGUGGGCCCGCUUGCUUCAGACAUCAAAUAUCACUAAGUCGGAGCAGAAGAAAAACCCACAGGCUGUUCUGGAUGUGUUGGAGUUUUAUAACUCAAAGAAGACAUCCAACAGCCAGAAAUACAUGAGCUUUACAGAUAAGUCAGCUGAGGAUUAUAAUUCUUCUAAUGCUUUGAAUGUGAAGGCUGUGUCUGAGACUCCCGCAGUGCCACCAGUUUCAGAAGAUGAGGAUGAUGAUGAUGAUGAUGAUGCUACCCCACCACCAGUGAUUGCUCCACGCCCAGAACACACAAAAUCUGUAUACACACGGUCUGUGAUUGAACCACUUCCUGUCACUCCAACUCGGGACGUGGCUACAUCUCCCAUUUCACCUACUGAAAAUAACAUCACUCCACCAGAUGCUUUGACCCGGAAUACUGAGAAGCAGAAGAAGAAGCCUAAAAUGUCUGAUGAGGAGAUCUUGGAGAAAUUACGAAGCAUAGUGAGUGUCGGCGAUCCUAAGAAGAAAUAUACACGGUUUGAGAAGAUUGGACAAGGUGCUUCAGGCACCGUGUACACUGCAAUGGAUGUGGCCACAGGACAGGAGGUGGCCAUUAAGCAGAUGAAUCUUCAGCAGCAGCCCAAGAAAGAGCUGAUAAUUAAUGAGAUCCUGGUCAUGAGGGAAAACAAGAACCCAAACAUCGUGAAUUACUUGGACAGUUACCUUGUGGGAGAUGAGCUGUGGGUUGUUAUGGAAUACUUGGCUGGAGGUUCCUUGACAGACGUGGUUACAGAAACCUGCAUGGAUGAAGGCCAGAUUGCAGCUGUGUGCCGUGAGUGUCUGCAGGCUCUGGAGUUUUUGCAUUCAAACCAGGUCAUUCACAGAGACAUCAAGAGCGACAAUAUUCUGUUGGGAAUGGAUGGCUCUGUCAAGCUAACUGAUUUUGGAUUCUGUGCACAGAUAACCCCAGAGCAGAGCAAACGGAGCACCAUGGUAGGAACCCCAUACUGGAUGGCACCAGAGGUUGUGACACGAAAGGCCUAUGGGCCCAAGGUUGACAUCUGGUCCCUGGGCAUCAUGGCCAUUGAAAUGAUUGAAGGGGAGCCUCCAUACCUCAAUGAAAACCCCCUGAGAGCCUUGUACCUCAUUGCCACCAAUGGGACCCCAGAACUUCAGAAUCCAGAGAAGCUGUCAGCUAUCUUCCGGGACUUUCUGAACCGCUGUCUUGAGAUGGAUGUGGAGAAGAGAGGUUCAGCUAAAGAGCUGCUGCAGCAUCAAUUCCUGAAGAUUGCCAAGCCCCUCUCCAGCCUCACUCCACUGAUAGCUGCAGCAAAGGAGGCAACAAAGAACAAUCACUAAAACCACAUUCACCCCAGCCUCAUUGUGCCAAGCCUCCUGUGAAAUAAAUGCUCAUUUCAGAAAUUCCAACUCCUGAUGCCCUCUUCUCCUUGCCUUGCUUCUCCUAUUUCAUGAUCUAGCGCUCUGAAGACUUUGAUCCUUGGAAACCAUGUGUCCAGCAUUGAAGAAAACUGCAACUGAAUGACUAAUCAGAUGAUGGCCAUUUCUAAAUAAGGAAUUUCCUCCCAAUUCAUGGAUAUGAGGAUGGUUUAUGAUCAAGGGUUUAUAUGAAUAAAUGUUUCUAGUCUUACUUCCAUAUGGCAAAAUCCUCACCUCCUUCAUAACCACCCCCACAAUUAGUUCUUGACUAUAUAAAUUUAUGGUUUGAUAAUAUUAUCAAUUUGUAAUCAGUUGAGAUUUCUUUAUUGCUUGUUUUUCUGUGACUGAACUGCCCAAACACUUCAUUGUACUUGAAAACUGGAACAGCUUGGGAAUGCCAUGGGGUUUGAUAAUCUGCCAGGGACAUGAAGAGGCUCAGCUUCCUGGACCAUGACUUUGGCGCAGCUGAUCCUGACAUGGGAGAAUAACCACAUUUUUCUUUGUAUGUGCUUCUAGCAGCUGUUUGGGAGGACCUUGACCCAAUAGUGUUCUCAUGCUGUUUCUUGUGAAAUGCUCUUGGCUAUGUAGCACCUUUUGAUUCCCUCCAUACCCUAGGCUGCUGCCCCCAUCCUGUCCCUUGUUUAUAACAUUGAGAGGUUUCCUAGGGCACAUAUUGAGUGAGCAGUGUGAGAAGUCAGGGGGAAAACAGUAACUACUUUUAGAGCAAGGCUGGGCAUUAGCACCUGUCCAGCUCUACUUGUGUGAUGUUUCAGAAACUCAGAAUUUUUUCUAUCUGGGAUAAGGAGCAGAAAGAUUAACUUGGAUCUUCUAAUGGUCCAAAUCUUUUGGUCACAGGAGAGAAUCUCCAAAUUAGAGACUACAUGUUAGUUCUGGAUGGAUUUGGUGGACUGACAUGAUACCCUGCCAGCUGUGAGGGGACCCUGUUUUUAAGAUGCAUGGCCAACCUCUCUGCAAAUGGAAAUGCUUACACUGGGUGUUGGGGAUGUUUGCUACCUCCUGCUAUCUUUGUGGUUUUGGUUCUCCCACUGUGGUAGGACCCCCGGCCAGCAUUGUGGCUUGUCAUGUCAGCCCCAUUGACUACCUUGUCAUGCUCUGAGGUACUACUGCCUCUGCAGCACAAAUUUCUAUUUCCUUCAAUAAAAGGAGAUGAAAAUA
This is a messenger RNA of Sapajus apella (tufted capuchin), 3449 nucleotides long. RefSeq names its product p21 (RAC1) activated kinase 1 (gene PAK1). Gene Ontology annotation, molecular function: ATP binding; protein serine/threonine kinase activity. The transcript is spliced from 15 exons. Gene Ontology annotation, cellular component: cytoplasm. Lineage: Eukaryota; Metazoa; Chordata; Mammalia; Primates; Cebidae. Bases 555 to 2195 code for a protein of 546 amino acids. The record is from RefSeq and is a predicted model, not a curated record. Gene Ontology annotation, biological process: intracellular signal transduction; regulation of actin cytoskeleton organization; regulation of axonogenesis.